AUGUGUUACCAAACACCGGCCUAUUUGGUCAUCUUCCUCUUUCGAGUUUCGACGCUCACUCCCACAUCUCGCACUUCCUCUACCCGCUUAUCCUUCUCAGUCUCCAGCCCAGAACUCGUACGAUUCCAUAGAUCGUCAUCUGCCAAAAGCUUCGCGACAAUGUCUUGGCCUACGGACUCUGAGAGAUCGUUCAUUUUCCAGUUAAAUGCCAUAAAGGAGGCAGUGGCCAAGAUGACUGGAAGAGAUACAGGGGAAGUCCAGUUGCGUUCUGCACAAUUUGAAGGAGAAGUAUGUUUCAGAGUAGAUGAAAUCCAGCACCCAAUAGGAAAUAACAAGAAUGGUGAAUCGAAGGAAAAAAGCAUCUGGGGCACUUAUGCUAGAGGAGCGCUCUAUGCGUUACAGAUCAGCAAAAAGAAUCUCAAACAGGGCAUUGUUGGUUACAUCAGCGGCUCGGAUGGACUAGAUAGUUCUGGGCUUAGCUCAUCAGCUGCUGUUGGUGUGGCAUACCUGCUAGCUUUAGAGAAUGCAAACGAAUUGAGUGUAUCCCCAACAGAAAAUAUUGAAUAUGACAGACUUAUUGAGAAUGGGUAUCUGGGACUGCGGAAUGGAAUAUUGGAUCAAUCAGCUAUUUUGCUUUCGAGUUAUGGGUGUCUAACAUACAUGGAUUGCAAGACUAUGGACCACAAGCUCGUACAGGGUCCCGAACUAGAGAAACCGUUCAGGAUACUGUUAGCAUUCUCAGGCUUGAAGCAGGCAUUGACCACCAACCCAGGAUAUAAUCUGCGAGUUGCUGAGUGUCAAGAGGCUGCGAAAGUUCUUUUGACUGCAUCUGGGAACAGCAAGCUGGAACCUACCCUGUGCAAUGGACUAAAAGCCUGGGCUUCAGGCAAUCUUGAAGAAUUUGGAAAGCUCAUAUCAGCGUCGGGAUUGAGUUCUAUCGAGAAUUACGAAUGCGGUGCGGAGCCACUGAUUCAGCUAUACAAGAUACUUCUGAAGGCACCUGGUGUAUAUGGAGCUCGGUUCAGUGGUGCGGGUUUCAGGGGAUGUUGUGUCGCCUUUGUAGAUGCAGAAAAGGCAGAGGAAGCUGCUUCAUAUGUGAAGGGUGAAUAUGAAAAGGCCCAACCUGAAUUUGCCAAGAAACUGAGUUGCGCAAAACCUGUUCUCAUCUGUGAAGCUGGUGAUUCUGCUCGCGUUCUCUGA
Molecule: messenger RNA, 1200 nt
Organism: Thlaspi arvense
Lineage: Eukaryota; Viridiplantae; Streptophyta; Magnoliopsida; Brassicales; Brassicaceae
Source: the annotation of a GenBank genome assembly